AUGGAGUUCAAUGUCGUGACUGCAUUAUUGCUGUUGCUGCCGUUGCAUCUUGUAACAGCAGAUUAUGAUGUGAUUAAGGACUACAAGGGUCGUGAAUGCACCAGGAGGUGCAACAACCAAGACAACGGCUUAGAUGGGACAGUCAGACCUAACAGUGGCACAGUGAAAUACAACUUUUGCUUUGUCAACACAAACCGUGACUGGGGCUACUGUUCUCCCCAACCUGGCAUAACGAGUUACAACAAGGUAUGCAAGAAGAACCACCAGUGCGAGAAGCAUGGCGAGGAUUACUAUUGGUGCUACACUGAGGAUGAGUCAUGGGAUUACUGUAGCCCUCCAACAGAAAGGAGGUCUGGCUCCAGGUUGGUAGACUCUGAUGGGUUCUUCUGCAAAGACAAUUGCGACAGCAGGGGGUCUACAUACACUUGGUGCCACAGUGACAACUACCGAGAAUGGGGAUUCUGCUCAAAGAUACAGAAUUUGGCAUCCAAUGGGAAAAAGUGCAAGGAUGACAGUCCUUGCAGCAAGCAUGACCACUACUACAACUAUUGCUACACCCAAGGAGGUGGAUGGUAUUACUGUGGAGAUGUCGAGUCUGGUAGAUCUGAAUAUCGCAGAAAUGUCCCACAGUGUGACUUCUCCAGUCCAUCAUCAAGAGUGGAUUGCGGUUGGUCGGGUAUUCACCGCUCCCAAUGUGAAAGCAUGGGCUGCUGCCAUGAUGCAACCUACAAGGAUCACUAUAACUGUUUCUACAAACAGGUAGACUGUGCAAAGUUGAUCGAUGCUGCUGAUAAUUCGUACACUCUGGAAACAAAUGGUGACUGCGAGACAGGAGUGAAAGCUUGGAGAUAUUCCGCAUUCACAGUAAAUGGCACCAAUUUGGACCUUCGUAAGAAAAGAACUGUCUCCGGAUGCCCUGAGCAAGCUCAUUCAUACUAUAUAGGUAGAUUCAACCAACGGGUUGAUGCCUUAACCGAUGAGUUGGGCAACAUGCCAGGUCAGAUAGACAUCUUUGAACCUAACAAUCAUAACAAUCCUAUCCAGGCCGUUUAUAGGCGACGGCUCAACCGUGAAACAGAUACGCCCAUUCACCGCGUUGAAGCACUUCGGGCUGUAAUACGACCACACCAUAUCAACCGAAACAAUCGCGUCAACCUCCCCCGGAAUGCCAGGCAAUACAUGCUGGAAUACCUAAAUGGUGAAACUGAAGAUGAAGCGUUCCACCUUGUUGGCAGUGAGUUGGGUGGACCAGGGCAAUUCUACAAUAUGGUGCCAGGUCACAGAUCGGUCAACAGGAACUUUGGCACGCCUGGCAUGUUCCAAGAAAAUGACUGGCGUUCAGUUGAAAGAGCUAUGCGGCAACAUCUUGAAAACCAUCCCUAUGGUCGGGUGGAGUUCAAUGUCCUGCUAAGAUAUCCCACUGAUCUUAAUUAUGGUCGACCCAUGUUUAUAGAAUACUGUGCUUCACUAUUCGAUAACAGUGAGUCUUUGACUGGGGAUACUUAUUAUGCUAAAGAAUGUUUCAAUGAUGACACUGGACGCAUUCAUGGCUAA
This is a messenger RNA of Darwinula stevensoni, 1554 nucleotides long. NCBI's taxonomy places the organism in Eukaryota, Metazoa, Arthropoda, Ostracoda, Podocopida, Darwinulidae. The record is from the annotation of a GenBank genome assembly.